Octopus sinensis (East Asian common octopus) is the source of this 2363-nucleotide messenger RNA. RefSeq lists its product as uncharacterized. The transcript has 2 exons. The coding region runs from base 622 to 2358 and encodes 578 amino acids. NCBI's taxonomy places the organism in Eukaryota, Metazoa, Mollusca, Cephalopoda, Octopoda, Octopodidae. The record is from RefSeq and is a predicted model, not a curated record.
UGUAGAAAAAUGUUACUGAUGUUUAAAGUUUAAUCAACUGUACCUAAUCAGAAAACAGGAUUUUGAAACUGGGAUUUUCUGCAUGAUAGCUGUCCAUCACGAAAUGAAAGCAAAAUCAUUAGGAGGAGGAAAUUUUAUUAAACAGACAAAAGCAAAGCAUUACGACAAUGGGCUUCAGCUACAAAAUUUCAACAAUUGCCCAUUUUCUUAUACACUGGAUGCUUUGAUUAAAUAUGGCAAAUAAUUUGAUUACCUUACUAAAGUGUUGGUUUCUGAAACCAUGGCAACAGUUGAAGACCAAGUAAAAUGGACUAGAGGUAGUAAACCUGUAGUCUAGACAACAAGCUGCAUCUAUUGAAAGAUAACAUACAGAGAUAAUGCCCUGGAAUUAUCCAUUGUGCUUUUAUAAUGAUGCCAUAAUUAUGUUAGUAGCUGAAUGUAUAUCAUUGGAUUAAGAAGAUUUAUACUGUACGUCAGCAGAGAAAGUUGAUAUUGAAAUAGAUUGUCCACAUAUAUCAAUUUGAAUGAUGUCAGUUAGUUCAAAAGACUAUUUUUAGCCAUUGACUUUCUCAUGCUACGACUAGUCCUAUGCACACACAGGUCUCCACACAUUAGAGACCCAUGGAACACUGUCAUCGACAGCUACCAGCUUGCAUGCUUACAAGAGCAGAGGAACACUUUGCUGAUGAUGUAGUUAAUACCUUUACAUACUGGCAGGCUUUAGGCUGGAUUGAAGAAAAGCAAAUCUUUUUAAAAAUAUUUAUUGAUUUACUCAAACUCUAUCCAAAACUUAUCCAAGAAAAAGCUUAUGAUACUCUCUGGAAUUUUAUUCUCCCAUUAUUACCAAAUUCUGUUUCAGGUUUAGCUCAGCUAGAUACUGUCUCACCUCUUCAUGUGCAAAUUUCUUCACCAGCCACUUCCCCAGAAUCUGCCACAUGUAUAGAUAGCUUUUUAAUUAGUACUAACCAAGAGGCAAAAGAUAUUAAGAAUGAGACCUUACAACCAACUACUGUGAAAGUAUCUGAUACUGUUUUUAAAAAAAAAGUCCAAUUCAGAAAAAAGAAAAAAAGCACAAAAAUUUCCAAAAUUCCUUCAGUUUUUGUUUCAUCUGCUGCAUCUCACCUGGAGAGUAAGAGAUUACCUCGAGAAAACACUCUGUAUUCAAGUAAAGUGUUUGUAUGUCGGGAUCCAAAUAAUGUCAAAGAUAUUAUAAGUUCUGCUGUAUUAGGAUCUGUAUCAGCUGUUACAUUUCUCCAUUGUAUGGUUCCAACUUUACAAUCAACAAAUAACAUAAUCACAGAAUGUAAUGCUUUUAUAUUCAUUUUUAAUGACUCAACCAUUUCUUCUAGCGAAUGUCUUUCACAACUGAAACAAGCUCUUGACUAUCAUUUGCCAAUUAUUUUUGUGCGUUACCCAGACUUUCAGCUUCCAUGUAAUAUGAAAGAGAUUAUAACCAAAUGUUGUGAAUCAACUGAUAAUCUAAAUCAGUAUCUUUCUGUAAGAAGGCGAAGCUUUGUAAUUUCGAAUUCUUUGAAGAACAAUCCAAAUUUAAGUGACAUUGGUUGCUUGUCUGGCCGAGAAAUGACAUCUACUUCUCCUUUACUAAAGCAUUCAAAGAACAAUAAAAAAUCUCUGUUUAUUUCUACCAAUAAAAAAUCUGAAAUCUUUCAAAAAACUGUUCAAAAUGUGAUAAAUGCCUUACAGAAUGGCUACAAACAAUCACACUUGUACUCUUAUAAGUUACAUGUCAGUUGUAUUUCACAAAUUAUAGAUUCUAUAGCUCGUGUUCUUAAAGCACCAAUAUCUUAUGACACUGCAUAUUUCCAACAGACCAAAAAAUAUCCCUGCAAGAAAACCUCACUUCAUUCCAAGAUUACUUCACCAAUGAAUAAGAAAAUAGAGAAACCAAAGAACAUUGCAAAAGAAAAACCAACUGAUGACUGCAGCCAAGUACCACAAUUUCCAAAUGUAAAUCCAAAGGCAAGAUGGUCAGUUAUUCAGAAAAACAAUGAUAAUGCAACAGCUUUGUCAUCCUCUACCUCUAUAGAAAUGGAAAAAAAUAUGCAUCAGACACCUAACACAUCAAUUCACAAUAAUAGAUGUAACAAUCCUUAUGGGCAUCCAUCUACUGAUAGUUCUCAAGGAAAAGAAACUUCUUUUAUUAUAUUUCCAAAAAGUAGUUCCCAACUCAAUCAAAAACCAAUAGUAGUGAAGUGGCCCCCACCUUGGAAUGGUCUUGAUUUAGAAAAUGUGAAAAAUGUACUAAGAGAUGAAACAGAAUCUCAGAUUUCUAGCAAUUUUGUUGACCUGGACCUUACUAAAGAAUUUAAUCCAUAUUCUGAAGAUGAUUUUAUUUGAGAAAA